Messenger RNA from Apus apus (common swift), 822 nucleotides. It is a transcript of the gene TNNI2, whose product is annotated as troponin I2, fast skeletal type. The transcript is spliced from 5 exons. Gene Ontology annotation, biological process: muscle contraction. Gene Ontology annotation, cellular component: troponin complex. The record is from RefSeq and is a predicted model, not a curated record. Lineage: Eukaryota; Metazoa; Chordata; Aves; Apodiformes; Apodidae. Bases 16 to 624 code for a protein of 202 amino acids.
AGACUGUGGGGUUGUAUGGGGAAGGGGGAAUGGAAAGGGGAAUGGGUGCCUGAUAAUUUGCUUCUCUCUCAUUCCUCCCUCUUGCAGAAAAAAAGGAGGGCAGCCACUGCCCGUCGGCAGCACCUGAAGAGUGCUAUGCUCCAGCUUGCUGUCACUGAAAUAGAAAAAGAAGCAGCUGCUAAAGAAGUGGAAAAGCAAAACUACCUGGCAGAGCAUUGCCCUCCUCUGUCAAUCCCAGGAUCCAUGCAAGAACUUCAGGAGCUGUGCAAAAAGCUUCAUGCCAAGAUAGAGUCAGUGGAUGAGGAGAGGUAUGACACAGAGGUGAAGCUACAGAAGACGAGCAAGGAGCUGGAAGACUUGAGCCAGAAGCUCUUUGACCUUCGGGGCAAGUUCAAGAGGCCGCCGCUGCGCAGGGUGCGCAUGUCUGCUGACGCGAUGCUGCGGGCCCUGCUGGGCUCCAAGCACAAGGUCUGCAUGGACCUCCGAGCCAACCUGAAGCAAGUCAAGAAGGAGGAUACUGAGAAGGAGAAGGACCUCCGUGAUGUUGGUGACUGGAGGAAGAACAUCGAGGAGAAGUCUGGCAUGGAGGGCAGGAAGAAGAUGUUUGAGGCUGGCGAGUCCUAAGCACCUCUCUACACCCGUCCUCCACUCUCUUCUGUCCCUGCUGUCUCCCCCGGGCCCAAGGGCACUGACUGGGUGCUGUUUCUCUGGUUUUGCGAAGAGCUGCACCUGGGCAGCAGUGGUGUAAAUAAAGCUUUGGUGGGAGAGGCGGGUGUUGCCUGCCUGGGGGGCAAUAACCCAACCCAUGCCAUGGUGCCAGAA